Messenger RNA from Loxodonta africana (African savanna elephant), 984 nucleotides. Its product is annotated as membrane-spanning 4-domains subfamily A member 8-like. Lineage: Eukaryota; Metazoa; Chordata; Mammalia; Proboscidea; Elephantidae. The coding region runs from base 1 to 774 and encodes 257 amino acids. Gene Ontology annotation, cellular component: membrane. The transcript has 7 exons. The record is from RefSeq and is a predicted model, not a curated record.
AUGAGCACCAUAAAUUCAAUGGCUUCAGCAGGCCCCAUGGCCAAUCCUGUGUUUGUGGUGACACCCCACAAUGGUUACUCCAUGGUCCCAGGAGUCGUGUCUCAGGUACCUCUGUAUCCAAGUAACCAGCCCCAAGUCCACCUGAUUCCUGGGAACCCACCUGGCCUAACGUCGAAUUUGAGUGAGCAAGCUGCUCGGAGAGCCUUGAAAGAAGGCAAAGUCUUAGGGGCCCUGCAGAUCCUGAUUGGCCUGGUACACAUCGGCUUUGGCUCCGUCUUCGUGACUGUCCUCAGUGGGUACUAUGUAGCUGUCUCAUUCUUUGGAGGCUUUCCUUUCUGGGGAGGCAUCUGUUUCAUCAUUUCAGGAUCCCUCUCAGUUUCUGCAGAAAAACAGCCAGAAUCUUCCUGCCUGCUGAAUGGCAGCGUGGGCAUGAACAUCGUCAGCGCAAUCUCCUCUGCAGUUGGAAUCCUGCUCUUCAUCACCGAUAUCAGUAUUGCUGCCACAUCUCAUUACUCUGACCCUGACUAUAAUUCUCACUAUUACACCUGGGGUCUGAGCCCUGGGGUGGCGAUUUCCUCUGUGCUGCUCGUGUUCUGCCUCCUGGAGUUCGGCAUUGCAUGCGCAUCUUCCCACUUUGGCUGCCAAUUGACCUGCCGUCAACACAACAAUGUGGGUGUGAUAUACCAAAAUGUCUAUACAGCAAACCCAGUGGUGGUCCCAGAACCAGAGGACCCGCCACCAGAAUAUUCCACCCAAAUCCCGGGUUCCAAAUGAGCAAAGCCAAAGUUCUUGGACGCAUCUUUCACUGGAACCAAAAGAAGACCUCCCCUUUCUGGUCUUCCAGACCCAGCUCUUCCUUUUCCAAUAAACUGAGAGAAAUGUCUCUCCAACUACAUGCAUCCUGGACUUCAUUCUUCAACUCGGCCUGGUAAAUGGAGCUGUUCCUCCAUUAAAAAGGAGACAGUAAUUUAAAGUGGAUUUUAG